GUCGCUGCAGACCCCGCCAGCCCAGCUGCGACUGGUUCCGCCGCCCCGGGAAGGAGGGGCAGAAGCUCUCGCGGGCCGCACCCCUGAGUUCCUCUGCACUGCUUGUCCCUGUUUCGGUUUCCCUAAGUUUUCUCACGCUCAGGAACCGACUACUCCAAGUGGCGACAGCGCAGCAGCGGCAACAGCAUCUGCGAUGGAAGUGGUACCUUCCUGGGGCCCUGUUGUUGGCUUCACGCUCUUGCCCCAUGUAGGAAGCAUUUGGGGAAGUAGGAUUACCAGGAAAGAAAUUCCCACAUGGUAUGACUCCCUGGAGAAGCCGGCUUGGCACCCAUCGUACAGGGUGUUUGCACCUGUGUGGGGAACUUUAUAUUCAACAAUGGGAUAUGGUUCUUACCUGGUGUGGAAGGAAUUGGGAGGCUUCAAUGACAAAUCCAUGGUUCCACUUGGACUAUAUGCAGGACAAUUAGCACUAAAUUGGUCAUGGACUCCCAUAUUCUUUGGAAAACACAAAUUAGGAUGGGGGCUGGUCACUUUAUUACUUACCACAGGAGCAGCAACAGCUACAACAACAGUCUGGUAUCACGUCAACAAAACAGCAGCAUAUUUGAUGUAUCCUUAUUUAGCCUGGCUAGCCUUUGCAUCUGUGCUCAACUAUCGUGUCUGGAAAGACAAUUGCAGUAAAAAGCACCAAUAGCGUGUACGUAUUUUUCUAAAGCAAAACUUGGUAAAAAACAUUUUUUUUAAAAAAAAAAAAGAAGAAAAUAUGUAUUUUCUAAGUUAUACUACAAUUCCACUAUUCUAUUACUUAAAACCAUUUGCGGUCUCAGACAAUUAUAAAAGAUCAUGUUCAUGUUACCAUGCAAAUAGAAAUGUACUACUUUAAAUGGAAAUAAAAUUAAAUAAAUCUAA
Molecule: messenger RNA, 909 nt
Organism: Elgaria multicarinata webbii
Lineage: Eukaryota; Metazoa; Chordata; Lepidosauria; Squamata; Anguidae
Gene: TSPO
Product: translocator protein
Exons: 4
Coding region: 194-694 (166 amino acids)
Cellular component (GO): endoplasmic reticulum; membrane
Molecular function (GO): cholesterol binding
Source: RefSeq, a predicted model, not a curated record